UUCCUCUUUCUCUCUCUCUCUCUAAAAAAAAGCAAACCCACGCUUCUCCGUCCGUCCCCGCUUUCCCCCGUUCGACAAUUCCCCUUCGCGAGAGUUUCUCUUCUGCGCCAAAUCUCUCCCCCCCCCCCCCCGCUUCCCCUCGCGAGAUCCUGCUCGGAGCGGAGGCGGAGCUGACGCGAUGCCGCCGAGGAGGCGUCGGCGAGCGCCCCCCGCCAAGCCGCGGCCGCAGCCGCAGCCGCAGCCACAGCCACAGCCGCCGGAGCCUCCGGGCUCCGACGCGCCGUUGGGGGAGCGGCUGGCAUGGGUUAGCAACCAAGAAAGUGAACGUCGGAUUACUGCCAUAAAAGCUAUUGAAGAAGCAGAGGAUGAGAGCAUACAUUCUCGGUUGCAAUUGUUGCAGUCCUACUUUUCGAAGGAGCAACUAGAGGCAAAUGCCUUGGAAUAUUUCCGGGAGAACUUUCCCAACUUAUCAGUUGUCCAUAAUGAAAAAUAUGAUGAGGUUGAGCUGAAAUGGAAUGACGGCGACAAAUGCAUAAUUGGAGACAUUUUAGAUGACAAGAUUUUGCAAGCUUCGAUUGCAUCAUUGCCAACUGUUGGUGGCCUUCAAUUCCCUGGGGAUUCAGUUGGGAAGGACUUCUACAGGCGCACUAGUUUUGGUCUUAGUGAUUUUGCUUGGAGUGAGCUGCCUGCAGGCCAAAUGGCAGGAGCAGCAGAUGCUUUUCAGACACCUGGGGCUGCGAGUAACCGACUCUCCUUUGGCAUGACACCUAAAACUGUAAGGUUACCCAAGAAUGGUGAGAUGCUCUUAUCUGUGCACGGCUCACCUCUUGGGGUGUACAAAGAAGAAAAUUUAGCAGCUAUUCAGGAAUCCGGUAACAGAAGUGAAGAUGUUCCCUGCUAGCACACUAGAUAUUACUAGUAACAGAGGUUGAUCAGUAUUUACAUUGCAGGAUGUUACCGGCCCUUGAGUCCUUGUCAAAAACUAUUAGCGUUGCUAAGCAGGACUUUGACAUUUGCACUCUGUUAAGUGUUAACUAAUGCCGGUGUACUGCCAACUGGUGGCUAGUCAACGAUAUGGCACCCAUAUCUUAUGUACUGUCGCUGACAACAACUGUUCAAGUAUCCUAAUCUCUUGGCUUGGUUUCGAAGCCUUAAGUAUGUAUUGGAUAACCAAUGGCAGGACCUGAUGUGAGAUUCAAUCCUUUGUUCAAUGUAUUUCUUCUUUCUUCUUUUUUGAACCAGGGGAAGUUCUCAUUUCUGUAAGAAACAGAGCUGACAGUCUUUUACAUGUAGAAGAUAAACUGGGAAAGAACCUCAUUUGUUCAGUGUAUUGGCACUUCAGUUCUCAAUGUACCCUGACUUCAAUGUAUUUAGGUCAGCCGUUAUGUUAUUGA
Molecule: messenger RNA, 1394 nt
Organism: Phragmites australis (common reed)
Lineage: Eukaryota; Viridiplantae; Streptophyta; Magnoliopsida; Poales; Poaceae
Exons: 6
Coding region: 179-901 (240 amino acids)
Source: RefSeq, a predicted model, not a curated record